Messenger RNA from Cantharellus anzutake, 795 nucleotides. Its product is annotated as t-SNARE. The transcript has 6 exons. The coding region runs from base 1 to 795 and encodes 264 amino acids. The record is from RefSeq and is a predicted model, not a curated record. Gene Ontology annotation, molecular function: SNAP receptor activity; SNARE binding. Lineage: Eukaryota; Fungi; Basidiomycota; Agaricomycetes; Cantharellales; Hydnaceae. Gene Ontology annotation, biological process: intracellular protein transport; Golgi to vacuole transport; vesicle fusion. Gene Ontology annotation, cellular component: membrane; endomembrane system; SNARE complex.
AUGUCUUUCAACGACUUCGACAUCGAAAGAGGGACGGGGGGCACUCGGAUUGCCCCACCUCCCUCUGGUACUGACUUCCAGUUCACCGCUCUACAGUCCUCGCUUUCCAUUCAAGUCUUCAAGAUAAACGCCAAUGUUCAAGGAAUACUCAAGCUUGUAGACCAGCUUGGCACCGGAAGGGAUACGCCUUCUGUGCGAAACGCCCUGCAUAAUCUAACUGAAGCGACUCGAGAUAUGGUCAAACGGGGUUCGGAAGACCUGAAGAGACUCGUAUCCCUAGGGCAGGCAUUACCUCACCAAAAGACGCUUGUGCAGAAGACAUCUCAUGAUAUGCAACUAUCCCUCGUUGCCUUUCAGAAAGCGCAGAGAGUCAGCGCAGAGCGACAGCGGACGGUAGUAGAGGAUACGAAGCUCCAACAGCAACAGCAGCAGCAGCAGCAUAUACAACAGCAAACUAUAUCUCCUGCCGAAUUGGCAUUCCAAGAAUCACUCAUUCAAGAACGUGAAGGCGAGAUUCGUGAAAUUGAAUCAGGAAUCCAUGAACUUAACGAGAUUUUCCGAGACCUCGGGACGCUUGUCACCGAACAAGGAGAGAUGCUAGAUAAUAUCGAGAACAACAUUACUUCCGUCGCACGCGAUACUCAUGGUGCCAACGAGGAGCUCGGCGUUGCUUCAGAGUAUCAGCGGAAGGCGGGUCGCCGUGCCGCAUGCUUGUUAAUCGUCGUUGCUAUCGUCAUUUGUGUGGUUUUGCUCGCUGUAAGUGACUUUGGUAUUUGGUAUACUGAAUUCCGUUGA